AUGCCAUCUACUUUCGUGAAGUACACAGCUCUGAGCAGCUCAGUCGUCUUACGGUUGAGUACUUAUGUUUUUCUGCGAUGGGGCGUUCCACCCGUUCUCCCUGCCCUGAUUGGCAUCUACCUCACUUCCUUUAUCGCCGCAUUCCAGGAAACCGCACCAUACAGGGAUAUCGUUAGAAUUAUUGAUACAAAAGAGAUUAUAACGGAUAGUGAUGGCGAGGAUGAAGCUGUGGAAGAGACCGAGACAGUAGUCGUGGCAAAGGUCAAGCCAAAACCACGCGUUUUGAGAACACUCUUGACUGGCCUGCCUAGCCCGACGUCCUCACUGUGGAGUUAUGUGACAUUAUUCAUCAACAUAGCUUUAGUGUUGAUGUGCUACGAUCACGUCUAUCACGGUCCGCUAUUACACCAAGCCCAUGACCUGGCCUUUAUAAGAGUUGGCUAUGUCUCUGAUUCAAGCGCAAAACUAUUGGUCAGGGAGCCACAUCUUCACCAGCUCCCGCUUACAAUUAAAUAUCGACGACUCGAUCCGAACGCAUCCUCCGACAUCGGACACUUCUUAGGCAUUGAUGACGGCUCCUGGAAGACUGCUUCAACUUUGGAGCCGUCGGACCUUACUGAUGACACUGAUUACACGGCAACUAUCAAGAUCAAUUGGCUAAGUCCAGACACUCGCUAUCAAUAUAUGCUAUCAAACAAUCAAACUGGCCAUUUCACUACCGCUCCAAGAAUAGGCAAGACUUCCAAACACACUGAUGGGAAGUACACCUUUGUUCAUUCAAGUUGCAUCAAGCCCCGGGUGCCAUAUAAUCCAACUGACCACCCACUGCAUAUCCCUGGUUUCAACCACUUGGCAAGCUGGAUUCCCAAACUCCAAGCUCACUUUAUGCUAUUCUUGGGAGACUUCAUCUAUGUUGACGUGCCAUUGCGACUUGGCACAGAUGUUGGCACUUAUCGACAAGAGUAUCGCCAAGUUUAUGCCUCCCCCGACUGGCCAGCUGCCUCACAUGACUUGCCCUGGUUACAUGUAAUUGAUGACCACGAGAUCAGCAAUGAUUGGGAUAAAAACACAACAGGUCUAUACCAGUCUGCUAUUGACCCCUGGCAUCACUACAACGCCGCUGUAAAUCCACCAGCUUCCCGUGCAGGCCACACAUGGUUCGAAUUCAACCAAGGUCUAGCCUCUUUCUUUUUGAUGGAUACGCGCCGUUACAGAACCACAAACUCAAAGAACGCAACCGAUACGAGAAAAUCGAUGCUAGGAGAUGCACAGCUCUUUGACUUGCUCCAGUUCUUAGCGUCGCCGACCCCAGCCGGAAUUCAUUGGAAAGUCAUUGUCUCCAGUAUCCCUUUUACCAAAAACUGGCAUUUCGGAGGAGAAGAUACAUGGGGAGGAUACCUUGUAGAACGCCAGAAGAUUCUUGAAGCAAUGUGGGAUGUCGGUCUCAAAGGCGGCGUCGGUGUCAUCGUUUUGAGCGGCGACCGGCACGAGUUCGCAGCUACGGCCUUUCCACCCCCAGCUGGAGGCAAAUGGCCCGCCACUAGUACAGUUCAUGAGUUCAGCACAUCGCCGCUUUCGAUGUUCUAUCUCCCGUAUCGUACUUAUAAACAGACUGAUUUGGAAGACGUAAAAAUAAAGUAUCUUCCGGACGGCAACUCCAAGUUUGGCGCGAUCGAGAUCACGAACCCGGAUUCAAGUGACCAAGGAUUAUUAACAUACAGACUCAUCAUAGACGGUAAAGAAGCGUGGACUCACACACUAACGACGCCGCCAUCCGCGCGCGUCAUGCGGUCUCAGAUUACACUCUAGACAUAGACACAGGGCUUUUGAUGACUGCGAAUCAUAUAACUAGACACAGGACUACUAUAAACAAGUUUGUAUAGACGAUAGCUACGAUAGGAUCAGAAUGAAACAUGUUCCCAAU
Pseudovirgaria hyperparasitica is the source of this 1924-nucleotide messenger RNA. RefSeq lists its product as uncharacterized. The record is from RefSeq and is a predicted model, not a curated record. The transcript has 3 exons. NCBI's taxonomy places the organism in Eukaryota, Fungi, Ascomycota, Dothideomycetes, Acrospermales, Acrospermaceae. Bases 1 to 1809 code for a protein of 602 amino acids.